This is a messenger RNA of Trichobilharzia szidati, 3689 nucleotides long. Lineage: Eukaryota; Metazoa; Platyhelminthes; Trematoda; Strigeidida; Schistosomatidae. The record is from the annotation of a GenBank genome assembly.
GUCUAAAAGGCACGUCGUCCUUGGACAAAGGAUUUGUUUGGAUUUAUCACUACCAAUCCAUAGGGUAUUCUGAGUGUUUGACCUCACGCUACAUUUGAAUUAUUUUCUGAUGUGGUCUUAGGAAUUGAUGAUAGAUUUUGUUAUAAGGAUUCGCAUUCUUUUUAUGAUGUCAUCUGAUAUUAGUGACUUUACGUAUGACAAACUAUUGUCGCUUGCCUCACGGUAUAACAGACGUCUUCAACAAGAUAAAAUGAGUCGCUUACCGUUUCUGGACGGUGCCACAGGUAUAGCUCAAAGACCAUGUUUGCUGUAUCGGAACCAGAGUGAAAGAGAAGGAGGCUAUUUAACUCAGAUAUAUCGUUAUCGUCCGCACAGAUGGAAGAAAAGCAGACGAACUGGUCAACUCCCAUCUUUUCUGUAUCACGGCGAUUUUUUAAAUGGAAAUACCAGAAUCGAUCGUUUCAACAAUGUGCCAGGAAAUGAUCUGAAUUCCAGAGAAGUGGACGAUGAUGACAGCCGAAGUACAUGGGCUGCUUGUCCAGAAUAUGAUGUGGACUCUGACACUAGUGAUAUUGCAGAUGAAAAUUUCAGCGUGCGCAGGCGUCGAAGAAAGGGAAGGACCCCGCGCAUCAGCCGAUCAGCUCACUCGGGACCAGGUCGACGCCGAUCUGCAUAUUCUGGAUUUGAUGAUGAUUCAAACGACCGUCAAACUUCUUUACCAGUAUUUCUGUGCGAAUUUUGUGGUGUGCGAUAUAGAUCACGGGCUGGAUUGAACUAUCAUAUAAAUUCACAGCAUUCUGAGACUCCACGAAUGAGUUGCGCACGUCCAGCCUUUAUGUCACCUUAUCGAGGUGAUCAUCAUCAGUCUCACCAUCAACAACAGCAACAACCCCAUCAACCUCAGACUAAUCAUUUGCUCAAUGGAUCGUUAAAUAAUUCAGGAAUUACUAGCAGUUAUUCAUCUAGUUCGCAUUCCAAUCAUGUAACUAACAAGAAUAGUGAAAAUAUUAAUCCACUUCCUUCAAAUGGUCCAGUUGCCUCCUCAAGAAUUCGACCUUCAGUUGUUGAACAAGGUGGUAGUUUAAUUAUUGAAGCACGUGGUUGGAAAGAUAUGAAUGCUACAGACUCAGCAGAAUAUACUUGUGACUUCUGUCUUGGCAAUGAAAGAUUGAAUAAGAAGACUGGACAGUCAGAAGAUAUGUUAAGAUGUUCGGAUUGCGGACGAUUCGCUCACUUCUCGUGCCUACAAUUUACACCGAAUAUGAUUACUUCUGUACAUACUUAUCGUUGGCAGUGCAUAGAAUGCAAGACAUGCUGGCUUUGUGGGACUUCAGAAAAUGAUGAACAAAUGCUCUUCUGUGACGAUUGUGAUCGAGGUUAUCAUAUGUACUGUUUAAGUCCACCAUUAUCUGAACCACCCGAGGGCAGUUGGAGUUGUAAACUGUGUGUUGAACGUUUCCAGUCAACUGCUGCUUCCUUUUCUUCUACCUCUUUAAUUGAAGUUAAUACAAUAAAAAAGUCUGAUACUAGUAACAAUUCAAUAAAUCAUAGUAGUAGUAGUAAUAAUGACACAAGAAGUAUUUACGGAACGAAUUUGAAUGUGCCUUGUCCUUCAACAGCAACAGCAACGCCAGUGUCGUCGUCAUCGUCUGUCGGUGGUGGCGGUGUUUUCCAACCUUCCUUCAACGUUGCCACCUCCUCCUCUUCCUCCGCAUCUUCUUCUUCCUCUUCGACAUCAUCAGUCACCUCCUCCGUGUCAUCGUCGUCGUCGUCCUCCUCGGCUGCACUUUUUCAACCGUCAACACAUCUUCAACAAAUCCUGAUCAAUCAUAUAGAUCCAUCUGUUUCUUAGCCUGUUGUCUUCUACUAUUGAUGAAUAAUGUUUAUGAUCUUCGAGUAUGAUUCUUCUUUCUUUUUUUAUUUAACUAGGAAAACUUUUAUUCUAUAAUUGUGUUUUUAUAAUGAAUAAAUAAUUUUAAUCUAUGUAUGUAUGUAUGUGUAGGAUUUUCAAAUUUUUAUUCUUUAUUCAUUUAUUAUCAUCUCAACAGUUAAUUUCUACUUCCUUAUAUAUACAUCGUGUUGAAACUAACUACUUUUCUGGUUAUCUAUUUAUCUAUAAGAUGAUGAAGCUGAUUUUAAUUAAUUUCACGCAAAAAAGUAUGAAACGGUUUAAACCCCCUUUUUCUCUCCCUCUGCUUACUUGAUUGUUAUUAUUACUUGUAUUGUUUUUAUCUAUUUAUUUAUUUAUUUAUUAUUAUUAUUGAUAUGUUGCUCUAAUUUGACUGAGAAAUGCAUCAUUUUUGUGUUUCACACAUUACUAUUAUUAUUAUGUCUUUUCACAUUUUUUGAAUUUUAAUACACACAUACCCUGUCUCUCCGAUCUCUAAGGUUGUCAGAACGACAGCCAACCGCAAUGACCCUCCCCUCGCUCCCCCCCCCCAGAAAAAACAAAACACCACACUAACAUCUGUAUGCAUAAAUUGGAGCCAAUUGCUUUUCUUUUUCUUCUUUCAACCAUUGUUUGUUUAUUACUACUAGUAUUAUCACAUGGUGUGAAACAACCUUUUGAUAGGUUGUGGGACUAUACGACUACCCUACUUCUGUUGUCGACAUCCGCACUGCCCCCCACGCCACCAUCCCAACACUUUUUUGUGUGCUUUUCAUUUCUGUUUUACACUUUGUUUUACAUGUUUUGAUGACGUGCUCGAAGCAAUGCAGAAAGAGUUUUAAUGAUCUCGAGUGUACGUAUGUGUAUGUAUUUGCUUUAUUUACUCGAUUGUGCUUAGUUUUAGUUGUAUAUUUACUUACUACUACUUCAUAUAUGUGAUACACCUUUUCCUUCAGGUGUUUCUCUUUGUGUACUGUGCUGUGCUGUGCAGUUGUUAUGCGAUUUUACAAACUGACGGACUUUGAUUUUGACUUGAUUUAUUUAUUUCCUUGACUUAUUCGUUAGUUUGUAUGCUUGUGUGUGUGUAUGUGCGUGUGUGCGUGCAUACGUGUGUGCGGUUGUAUGAAAUGUGAUCUCUGCUUCUUCGACCUCUAUUGCUCUGAGUAUUUUGAGUUCAGUAUUUUAUAUAAGCAAACUUUUAAUGAUCACGGUAGUUUUUUUACAUUUCUACCUUUGUGCAAGCACAUAUAUGUAUAAUUGUUCAUAUUAUUAUUGUCGAGAUUUCCGAGUGGCUGAGUUGAGUUCAUUUCUAAUGCUACUGAGGCCAACAGUUGUUGUUGCUGUUUUUUCUUCUCUCAAGCAUUUUUCAUUAUUGACAGGUGUUUUGUGUGGUGCGAUACACUUAUAAUUAUUGUUUUUGUCAAGUUAUUGCAUUAUUACUCUUAUUUCCACUCCCACUCUCUUAUUAUUACUAUUAUUCUAUUGUUGUUAUUACCAGUAUGACGACUAUAUAACCUGUUUAUGGUGAACCCUAACAUUAUGAUUAUUGUCAAAUAUUAUGUGUAUUUAAUGUAUAUCUAUCUGUGUAAAUGUCUCUGUUAUUCCAUUCAAAUAAUGGUAUUGAGACUCUUCUCCUUUUUUUUCUACUACGACACAAUAGUAGUAUAUUUUGUACAAUUAUUACUAUUAUUAUUAUUACUACUAUUAUUUCUUAACUUGUCUCACAUACAUAUAUGAAUUGUGUACAUUCGUGUCAAGGGUAUUUUAAAAAUUGCCUAUUUCUUCUUGAAUCAAUUAAUUA